Aspergillus niger is the source of this 453-nucleotide messenger RNA. RefSeq lists its product as hypothetical. Lineage: Eukaryota; Fungi; Ascomycota; Eurotiomycetes; Eurotiales; Aspergillaceae. The coding region runs from base 1 to 453 and encodes 150 amino acids. The transcript has 4 exons. The record is from RefSeq and is a predicted model, not a curated record.
AUGCAGUUCGACGGAGAUUUGGGGAUUGGAAUCCCAUGGGUCCACAACCCCACGUCGGAUGGCUCGCCAGUGAUAGCAGUCCUUGAUAUGGGCAGGUUGAUGGGGCUUACGACGAUUCAUUUAUCGACUGGAUGCGCGGUUUUUGAGAAAGGAAAAGGGGGAGGCAGGAAAAGAGAGAGAACAGGGAAAUUCAAGAAAGCUUUGGAAAUACGAACUCUCGCUGAACUAAUUUUCUCACCUUCUCAAGACCGCAAAGCCUUCGAGACUCUUCUGGCUUGCGGAGAGGGCGGCACUAGCUCGGCCGUAACAACCAAGACGAGUCAAGUGAGAAGUGCGUGGGGAUUGUCUGUUGACGCCGUCCACUUGCUGAGCCACCACCACACGUCACGUCGCAGGUACUUGCGAGGUAGACAGACAACUGAGGUGGCCAAAUUGGCAGAUGAGCAAGCGUAA